This is a messenger RNA of Dracunculus medinensis (Guinea worm), 933 nucleotides long. The record is from the annotation of a GenBank genome assembly. Lineage: Eukaryota; Metazoa; Nematoda; Chromadorea; Rhabditida; Dracunculidae.
AAACUGGCGUUAUCAACAAAUUUUCCACAUAAUAAAAAGCGAACACUGUAUGUUGGUGGAUUUGGGGAUGAAGUUAAUGAAAAAGUGCUUGAAGCUGUUUUUUUACCCUUUGGUGACAUAGUCGGUAUUUCGGUGCCUAUGGACUAUGAAACAGGCAAACAUCGUGGCUUUGGUUUUAUCGAAUUCGAGUUAGCGGAAGAUGCUGCAGCAGCUAUGGACAAUAUGAAUGAUUCAGAAUUAUAUGGCCGUACUAUUAAAUGCAACUUUGCUCGACCACCUAAACCUAAUGAGAAAAGUCAUCGCCCGAUAUGGGCUGAUGAUGAAUGGCUUAAAAUGUAUGGGACUGGCGAAGGGAUAUCAAAGGAGGCCAAAGAGAUAAAUGAUUCUGAUGCCGAUACUUCUGUUGCAGUAAACGUUAAAAAAUCACCUUUACCUCGAGUGUAUUUAGGAAUCAAAAUAGGUAUAAGGUAUGUUGGGAGAAUCACCAUAGAACUUCGAACGGAUGUUGUUCCGAAGACAGCAGAAAAUUUCCGUCAGCUGUGCACAGGAGAGAAAGGUUUUGGAUAUGAGGGCUCAAAAUUCCAUCGAAUUAUUCCUCAGUUUAUGAUUCAAGGAGGUGAUUUCACAAAGGGCGAUGGAACUGGUGGGAAAUCUAUUUACGGAACCAAAUUUGCUGAUGAAAAUUUUGAGUUAAAGCACACUAUGGCUGGAACCGUUUCAAUGGCAAAUUGUGGGCCAGAUACAAAUGGAUCUCAAUUUUUUAUUUGUACGGCAAAGACGGACUGGUUGGAUGGGAAGCAUGUUGUUUUCGGUUAUGUUGUUGAGGGAAUGACUGUUGUAAAACAGGUGGAACAACAAGGUAGCAAAAGUGGCAAGCCUAUGAUGCAGGUUACAAUAGUUGAAUGUGGCGAAGUAAAAGAUGGAGACAAGUAG